AUGGCAACAGAAGAAGGAAGUAGAGAAAUUACACACGCAAUUAUCAACAAUAUACCUGAAAUAUACCAUUCGGCAGAUUUGAGGAAUUAUUUUUCACAAUUUAUAGAAAGUGGAAAAUUUAAGUGUUUUCAUUACAGACAUCGACCAGAAACACAAAUUGCACAAAACAACACAAUCAAUCCUCCGGUGAAAAAAACGUUUUGUUGUGUUAUAAAGUUAGACGAACUUCAUCUAAAAUCGUUAAUGAAACUGUAUCAUCGAAAACAUUGGCUUGACAAAAAGGGAGAUUCAAUAUCCAGUUAUUGUUGUAUCACAAAAAUACGCGUUUCUUCAAAUGAUUCAGUCAGUGAUUCCUUUAAAACUAGGGAUGAACAGAAAACUGUACCACCUGACAGACAAGAGUUUACUGAGAAAGACCUGUUAACAUUACAGGAGCUACACCCUCCUGAUGUUAUGCCUAAUGGAAAUGUUGGAACACCGACACUGGUGUUUUUGAACUUCAUUAAGCAAUGUAGACUUCCUUCAUCUGUGAUAAGAAAACUUGGUCUUUCUUUUCCCAAAACAAGGUCUCAACGUAAAUAUGGAAACGUUCCAUUUGACUAUGGGGCUGACAUUGAAUAUGUAGACAGUAGUGAGGAAGUUGAACAUUUUGCUACAACUGGUUCAGGUCAUCUCAUUGACACUGCUGCAGUGUCUGAUGAUGAUCAUAAUGAUGAAGGUGGUCAGGGUAGUGUUACAGAUACAAAUACCAAGAACUGCAAGCAGAGAAACAGCUAUGACAGUAAGACAGCUGAUGGUGAAAACAGUGGUGAAAAUUCUGUAGUUAAUACGAAGAAAGCUCGAUUAAAGAGAAAGAGAGAUAAGAAACACACAAGGAAACUAAUGGCUGAAAACAUUGAGGAGAAAUUAAUCAAGUUGCAAUACACUGCACAGACAGGAAAUGACAACGACACGUGUGAGGAGUGGGAGAGACACGAGGCUGUGGACAGCGACCCAGCGAACCAGGAGAGGAACAAAGAACGGCUGUUUGAGGAAGACAUUGAGCUCAAGUGGGAGAAGGGAGGCAGCGGACUCGUGUUCUACACUGAUGCUCAGUACUGGCAUCAGCAGGAAGGAGAUUUUGAUGAACAGACUGCUGAUGAUCUUAAUGUGGACAUGAGUGGUUACUACGAAGACGGCGCCGGUGACAAAGACGCGCGAGAUUACCUGACUCUGCGUCAGGAACAGCGUCGGCGAGAUGGGACAGAGGACACAGACCGGUUUUCAGCAGGUAUCGGCAAGUUUGAGAAGCACACGAAGGGAAUUGGGCGAAAGAUUCUCGAGCAUCAGGGCUGGAGAGAAGGAGAAGGUCUGGGAACCACGGUGACAGGAAUAGCCGAUGCCCUUGGAAACGAGGGUCAGCAUCCUAGGGACAAAAAAGGAUUUGGGUACCGAGGAAAGAAGCUGGCGAGGUAUGUUAGAAAAGCUGCACAAAAACGUGCUGAUGAAGGAGGAAUAAUCACAAGUAUCUAUGACAACCCCGAUGAGACCGAUCCAACAGAAACACUGCUCAGGAGAAAUAAUCCUUACGGCUUGAAAUACAGAAAUAACUCAAAAUACAAAACACAGUCAUAGAGAUGUGUUCUUCUUAUUCUACUUAAAAGCAUGAUGAGUAUUGGUACAUAUCUACAAAUUGUGGUUUCGAGGGGACCAAUAUGUGCCAAAAACAAAGUAUGACGCAUUCCAGGCAAUAUUUUGUUCAGUAUCACAUCGCAAUAUGUUAUGCAAGUUUUUGAGAUCAAGAUACAAUUAUAAAAUUCCAAUAGUAGUUGUUAAUAAAUUUUUCAAAUGAUUAGAGACUGUCACUAAUGAAAAUUAAAAAAAAGAAAAUCUGUCAAAAUGUUCCCUGACUUUAAAACAUCUGCACAUAAUACAUGAGGUAUAAAAGUAUUUUUAUUGCA
Gigantopelta aegis is the source of this 1940-nucleotide messenger RNA. Its product is annotated as G patch domain-containing protein 3-like. The transcript is spliced from 5 exons. The record is from RefSeq and is a predicted model, not a curated record. The coding region runs from base 1 to 1614 and encodes 537 amino acids. Lineage: Eukaryota; Metazoa; Mollusca; Gastropoda; Neomphalida; Peltospiridae. Gene Ontology annotation, biological process: negative regulation of RIG-I signaling pathway; positive regulation of DNA-templated transcription; negative regulation of type I interferon production. Gene Ontology annotation, molecular function: nucleic acid binding.